This is a messenger RNA of Melanotaenia boesemani (Boeseman's rainbowfish), 904 nucleotides long. RefSeq names its product polymeric immunoglobulin receptor-like. The record is from RefSeq and is a predicted model, not a curated record. The transcript has 5 exons. Lineage: Eukaryota; Metazoa; Chordata; Actinopteri; Atheriniformes; Melanotaeniidae. The coding region runs from base 131 to 904 and encodes 257 amino acids.
CGUCACCAUCUCUGAUCCGAGUACUGUGGAUGCUGGAAAAUACUGGUGUGCUGUGAGCAGGCCUGGUAUUAUAAAAGACAUCUACACUGAAGUUAAACUGGACAUAAGACAAGACAUCUGCUGUGAUGAAAUGAAUAAAAUCCAAAGUCAUGAGGAAGCCUCAGUGUCCAUCAGCUGUCCGUAUGAGUCUCAGGAUAAGAACAACCUGAAGUACCUCUGCAGAGGAAAGCAGCCCUCCACAUGUCUGCAGCAGGCAGUAAUCACCUCAGACAACACCCAGAACAGACGGUUCAGACUCACCGAUGACAAGACGACAAGAUUCACAGUGAACAUUGCCAGUCUGACUCUAGAAGAUUCUGGGUUGUACCUUUGUGGUGUCCAUAGAAACACAGGACUGGAUGUUUUUACUGUUGUUGAGCUGGAAGUUGAAAAAUGGUGCUGUGUGAAGUCAAAGAACAUGAGAGGCAUUGUGGGACAUGCAGUUACUCUGCAGUGUCCUUAUCCACCACAACACCAGAAAAACAGGAAGUUCCUCUGCAAAGGAGACAAACGCAACAGCUGCACAGAUAUGAUGAACCAAAGCAGGGUCACACUGCACAAUGACUUGAACAGAGCUUUCUUGGUCACAAUCAAGGACCUGGAAGCAGGUGAUGCUGGGACGUACUGGUGUGGAUCAGAUGCACAGUGGAGUGUUGGAAACUACACCAAGAUUUAUCUGUCAGUAGACAGUCCACAGCUGACCACCAUCAGCACCAGUACUGAAGGGGUUACACCACCAUCACCAUCUGUACUCGGCCACAGUGUCAAACGCUGUCAUCACAGGCACUCCUACAACACCUGUAAAGGAAGAAACCCAACCUGCCAUGACAACAACUUUGUCAAGGUCAAACUGGUCUCAAGCUAA